Messenger RNA from Adineta steineri, 1407 nucleotides. NCBI's taxonomy places the organism in Eukaryota, Metazoa, Rotifera, Eurotatoria, Adinetida, Adinetidae. The record is from the annotation of a GenBank genome assembly.
AUGUUACCUAAAUCACAUGAUAGUCCAUCUAGUUUUGAACCAAAACAACGACUUCUUGGUCCAGCAGAAAAUGGUAUCCUGAGGAUCUCACAACAGUUUCAAGGCUAUCAGAAAGUUGGUCAAGUUUUACACUUACAAGGUCCAUACAUUUCUUUAGAAACAUUAUCUUCAGCGAUUAGUCGUCUGCAACGUCGUCAUCCUUUUCUUCGAAGUCGUUUACAAAUUAGUUCUACAGAACCAGACAUUUAUCUAAUGGAGGAAGACGACACACUUUGUCUCAAGAUUCUAGAAAUACCACGAAAGAAUGCUGAUCAUCUUCAUUUCUGGCGUCAAGCAUGGAAAGAAAGAGAGAAAGAUACAAUAGUUAUUGGACAAGGACUUGCUGAAUUUUGGCUUUUACAGGAUGCAACCGAUCAGAACAUCGAGGAUAGUCCAAGAGAAAUAGUGGUCGUAUGCGAUCAUAGCAUUUGUGAUGGUGUGUCUCUUAGUACUGUUGCACACGAACUCUUAAUUGCUUUAAGUGAUAAUAGUAUAAGUAUAACAAGUCAUUCGUUGAAUUGGCCAAUUACUAUGGAAGCAGCUGCUCGUCAAAGUCUCUCAAGAUGGGGAAUACUAAUCACAUUUAGUAAACUUGCUCUUGCUUUCUUAUAUUGGAAAGCUACUAGUUCCCGACCUACUGCAAGACUACCAUGGACAAAUGUCGAUUUCUCGUUAGAUGACAUGCAUAAGUAUUGUCAUACUGAAACUCGUUAUGGUAUGUUGACUAAGGAAGAGACAAAAAAGCUGUUUGAAACGUGUCGACGAGAGGACGUAACAGUUACAUCAGCUGUGAGCAGUGCCAUUUUAUGUAUUACAUCUACACUAGUGAGUGUUGAUAAUAAUCAAAUGACAAACUUGGUCUUCACAAUUCCAGCUGAUACUCGCAGAAGAUGUAUACCGCCAGUACCGAAUCAUGAUCUCAGCUAUCAAGUUUCAGGAGUCAUGGGAUUUACAAUGGCUACAAGAGACACGCCAACAGAAUCAAAAGGUAUGUGGCAACUUGCAAAAACGUUCGGACAUCAUGUGAAUAAAUCAGUUAAUGCCGGACAUAUUCUUGCACUGGCUAUGGUUAUGGAGAAAAUCUAUCAGAAGAACAUAGGUCCAAUUGAUAUUGCACACCUUCCGACUACUGUAAUUACAAACUGGGGACUUUUGCCUUUCGAUGAACAGUAUGGCAAAUGGAAAAUUACAGGAAUGACUCCUAUCGGUAAUUUGAUCCGAGCAGUCAUGCCAGUCUUUAUGCUUCAAACUGUCAACGGAAUAUUGACGGUUGCUUGUGGUGGUGCUGUCCCUCUCAUCUCUGAGACUAUUAUAGAGAAUUUAUGUAAUGGUACAAUGCAUAACUUGCGUCAAAUGAUAGAAGACUAA